Messenger RNA from Hypanus sabinus (Atlantic stingray), 10828 nucleotides. Its product is annotated as E3 ubiquitin-protein ligase TRIM39-like. Gene Ontology annotation, molecular function: protein binding; zinc ion binding. Bases 105 to 1559 code for a protein of 484 amino acids. The transcript has 9 exons. The record is from RefSeq and is a predicted model, not a curated record. Lineage: Eukaryota; Metazoa; Chordata; Chondrichthyes; Myliobatiformes; Dasyatidae.
UCCCCGAGUCUGCAGCGCGCGUAGUGGACAAUCCCGGUACUGCAGGGGAUCAGCAGCUCCCCGAAAGUGAAAGCAUUCUGAAUCAGGAAGUGCCGGGAGUUAACAUGGCUUCGAAAGGAGAGACCGAGAGUUUGAGCGAGGAGGCAAUUUGCCCCGUCUGCCUGGAUUUCUUCAUCGAUCCGGUGUCACUGGAGUGCGGACACAACUUCUGUCGCUCUUGUAUCACACGGUGUUGGGAAAGGGAGGAGAGAAACUCCUGCCCGGAAUGUAGAGAGGAGUUUGCUGACCGCACCCUCAGGGCCAGUCGGGCCUUAGCAAAUCUGGCUGAAAAAUUUCGAAAUCUAAACCUGAAUCCGAAAGGGAAGGAAAGUAAACGUCACUGCGAGGAACAUGAGGAAGAAUUGAAGCUGUUUUGUGAAACGGACAAGAUACUGAUCUGUCUGGUCUGUGCAGUGGCGGAGGAACACAGAGAGCACCACUUCAGGCCGAUUAAAGAAGCUGUUAAAAACUAUAUGGAUCAGCUAAAAUCUUCCUUAGACUCUCUCACAAAAAAGGAAUCAGACUUCCAGGAAAAGGAGCAGCAACAGAAAGAGAAGAUAUCCGGAGUUCGGGAACAGUCACACAGCCUUCAGUCCCACAUCACAACCCAGUUUGCUGAACUGCGCCAGAUUAUCACUGAGAAAGAGCAGAGCUUACUUAGGGAUCUCAGGGAAGAAGAGAAGAGGAUUCUCAACCAAAUGGAGAAAAAUCUUCGGGAGAUUCAGGAGAAUAUAAGGAGUAUUCAGGAGGAAAUCACUAAGUUAAAGGAACAGAUGGAUCAGAAAGACAGUGUGAUAUUUCUCAAGGAGGAAGCUCGUCGGAACAGAAGGAUUAAUGACGAUGUCCAGGAAUUGUCAGUGACAGAUGAGACCCUACCGGUUGAAAAAUUCGAUCACCUCUAUUUGUUGGACACAGUGCUGAGAGAAACGCUUGAUGCUAUUAAUCGAGUCUCUGUCACCCUGGAUGUGGAAACGGCGCAUCCGGAGCUCGAGGUGUCUGAGGAUCGGAAGAGUGUGAGAUGGACCGGGACCCGGAGGAAUCUCCCUGACACCGGGAAGAGAUUCACAUUCUGGGAUUGUGUGCUGGGAUCGGAGGGAUUCACAUCGGGGAGACAUUACUGGGAGGUGGAGGUGACGGGGAUUCAGUACUGGGGUCUGGGAGUCGCCGCAGAGUCUGUGAAGAGGAAGGGACGGGUCAGUCUGAGUCCGGAGACCGGAUUCUGGUAUAUCGGGCGGUUUGGUGACGUGUUACAUCGGGAUUGUGACGUGUUACAUCGGGAUUAUGACGUGUCCGGUCCCCCCUCCCCCGAGUCCCGUCUCGCUGCCGGUCCCAUCCCCGGGAGGGUGGGAGUUUAUCUCAGUUACGAGUCCGGGACAGUUUCAUUUUACAACGCGGAGACCAAGUCCCAUCUCCACACCUUCACUGGGAAUAAAUUCACGGGGAAACUUUAUCCUCUCUUCCGGACCGGGGAUGGAAACCAGUGGCUGAGAAUCUGCUCCGGUUCCGCUCCGGGUCUGUAAACGGGUCGGGUCCCGGGACCGGCGUCAGGAGUAAAGUCCCUGUAAAUAUAAAUGUGCGGAGAGUGCAGCUAAAUACGUGGCUAAGGAGAUGGUGCAGGAGGGAGGGUUUCAUGUUUCUGGUCAAUUGGGCUUUGUUCCCGGGAAGGUGGGGCCUGUUCUAUGAGAUAGUGAGGGGCAGAACUGGCAGCUUAAUGUUCUGGUAAAAUUGGAGAACGGCCAAUUUUGUGGAAAUGAAAAAGGAUCUAGGAAGAGUGGAUUGGGAUAAGUUUUUUUUUUCUGGCAAGGAUGUGUUCAGUAAGUUCACAGGCAUAAGAAAUUAAAUAGAGAUUGGGUUGGAAAUGUUAUAGCAACUUCAUUUAAUUCAAAAUCGAGAGGAGUUGCAAUUUCGGUUAAUAAAUCUUUACCAAUUAAAAUACAAAAUGUAAUAAUUGAUUCUGUGGGGAGAUACGAGAUUAUACAUUGUCAAAUUUUUUCAGAAUUAUGGAAUUUUAUGAACAUUUAUGCACCAAAUGAAAAUGAUGCAAAAUUCAUACAAGAAGAUUUUUUGAACUUGGCUGACGCAAAUGAUAAAAUAUUAAUAGGCAGAGAUUUUAAUUUUUGUUUAGAUCCAGUUUUGGAAAGGUCAACUACAGUUGUUACAAAAUUAAAAGAAAUAAAACUAACUUUAUCAUUAAUGAAAGAUUUAAACCUGAUUGAUAUAUGGAGGAAAAUUAAUCCAAGAGAAAGAGAUUAUUCAUUUUAUUCAAAUAGACAUAAAGCUUAGAUGGAGAUUUAAUACAAUUUUAUUAAAACGUCAAGAUUUUUGUGAUUUUAUGAAAAAACAGAUUCAAUUUUUUUUGGAUACAAAUUUACAUUCAGUUGAGGGUAAAAUUGUAUUAUAGGAAGCGAUGAAAGCAUAUUUAAGGGGUCAGAUUAUAAGUUAUACAUCUAAAAUUAAGAAGGAAAAUUGGGAAAAGAUAUAAAGUUAGAAAAAGAAUCUCAAAGAUAUAUGACAGAACAAAAACAAAGACAACUUGUUAAUAAAAAACUACAAUAUAAUAUCGUACAUAUCGUACAGAAAAAGUAAUUAUGAGAACUAAACAGAAAUAUUACGAAUUAGGUGAAAGAUCACAUAAAAUUCUUGCUUGGCAGUUGAAAACAGAACAGGCUUUUAAAACAAUAAAUGCAAUUAGAACAAGUGUAAAUAAGGUUGCUGAUAAACCUUUGGAAAUUCAUGAAACUUUAUUUUUUUUUUAUAUACUGAACUAUAUCAAUCAGAAUCACAAAAUAAGAUUACUGAGAUGGAUAAAUUUUUAUCACAAAUAACCCUUCCGAAAUUUAAUUUGGAAGAACAGAAAGGAUUAGAUAUGCCCUUUACAUUAAAAGAGGUUGAAGAAGCUGUAGGAUCACUUGAGAGUAACAAAUCCCCAGAAGAAGAUGGUUUUCCUCCUGAAUUUUAUAAAAAAAAUUAAAGAUAUAUUAAUUCCUCCCUCUAUGGAAUUAAUAUACCAAGUGGAAAGAAUGCAUAAACUCCCACAAUCUUUUUUAACAGCGAUCAUAACUGUAUUGCCAAAAAAAGAGAUCCUCUAAAACCAACAUCAUAUAGGCCUAUUUCUUUGUUGAAUACAGAUUAUAAGAUAAUAGCAAAAAUUUUAUCUAAUAGAAUAUCUAAAUAUUUACCAAAAUUAAUGCAUAUGGAUCAAACAGAUUUUAUUACAAUCAAUGGAUAAUCUAACCUGGUUACUUAGUAUAAUUCAUCUGGCACAAAAAAGAGAGGAAAUGAGUGUGGCAUUUGCUUUGGAUGCAGAAAAAGCAUUUGAUAGAUUGGAAUGGGAUUUUUUUGUUUAAGGUAUUGGAAAAAUAUGAGCGAGGAAAAUCUUUUAUACAAUGGAUUAAAACCUUAAAUACUAAUCCUCAAGCUGAAGUAGUUACAAAUGCUCAGAUUUCAACACCAUUUUGCUUAACGAGGUCAACUGGACAAGGCUGCCCGUUAUCACCUGCUUUAUUUGUAUUGGCAAAAGAACCAUUAGCUGAAUUAAUUAGAACAGAUUCAGAUAUUGGCGGUUUUAGAGUUAAUCAAGAAGAAUAUAAAAUUAAUUUAUUUGCUGAUGAUGUUUUGAUUUAUUUUACAAACCUAUUACAAUCUUUGCAAAGAUUAUCUUUUAAAUUGGAAGAAUACGGGAAAGUAUCAGGGUAUAAAUUAAAUUGGAAUAAAAGUGAAAUUUUACCCCUUACAAAAGGAAAUUAUAAUCAAUGUCGAUUAGUAACUCAAUUUCGAUGGUCAAUAAAUGGGAUAAAAUAUUUAGGUAUCAGAGUUGACAAUGAUGUAAAAAAUUUAUAUAAACAAAAUUAUUUGCCAUGAUUAAAAAAAAAUAAAAGAGGAUCUUGAUAAAUGGAUGAUGUUACCAAUAACAUUAAUAGGUAGAAUUAAUGCUGUAAAAAUGAAUAUAUUCCAUAGAUUGCAAUAUAUAUUCCAAACUUUACCAAUACAAUUACCGCAGAAGUUUUUUCAAGAACUAAAUAAAUAUGUAAGGAAAUUUCUUUGGAAAGGAAAGAUGUCAAGAAUAUCAUUGGAAAAAUUGAGAUGUAAAUUUGAUUUAGGAGGGUUACAACUUCCAAAUUUUAACAAUUAUGAUAAAGCAAUUCAACUUAGAUUUAUUGCAUCUUUUUUUGAUGAAAAAAAAACCCGGCAUGGAUUAGAAUAAAAUUAGAUAAGAUAGGAGAAAACAUACCAGAAGAUUUUACAUAUAAAUGGGAAUCCAAAUUGAUACGGGAAAAAAAAAGAAUCUCCUAUAUUAAGACACUUGAAUGAUUUAUGGAAUAAGGUAAAUAUGGACGAUAAGAUAAAGAAAUCUUUAUUAGCAAAAAUAAACUUUAAUUCAAAAUAGGCUUAUUCCUUUUACAAUGGAUAAUAAACUUUUACAUAAUUGGUUCCAAAAGGGGAUUAAAUAUAUAUGUAAUUGUAUUGAUGUCGUUUGAGCAAUGAAAAAAUAAAUAUAAAAUAUCAAACAACACUCUUUUCUCUUAUUUUCAAUUAAAGGACAAUUACGAGAAAAGCUGGGUCAAACAAUGUUGAUGCCAAAACUUAGUGAAAUAGAAAUAUUAAUUCAAAAAGGAAAAAUUUAAAAAAUUACAUCUUGUAUGUACAAUUUGAUUCAAAAACAGACUGAAUCUGGAAUUCAUAAAUCAAGACAAAAAUGGGAAACUGAUUUGAAUGUUAAAAUUGUUGGAAAAAGUUGGUCAAGAUUAUGUUCUGAUAGUAUGAUAAAUACAAUAAAUGUUCAAAUUAGAUUAAUACAAUAUAAUUUUUACAUCAAUUAUAUAUAACACCACAGAAAAUAAAUAGAUUAAAUUCAAAUAUGUCUGACCAAUGCUUUCGAUGUAAUCAAGAAAUUGGUACUUUUUUACAUUCUACUUGGUCUUGUUUUAAAAUUCAACCAUUUUCGAUAUAUCUGACUUUUAUUGGAACAAAGUACUGGAGUUCAACUCCCAAAUAGUCCAAUAUUAUUUUUAUUAGGAGAUAUUGAAGGGACAAUACCGAAAAUUAAAUUGAAUAUGUAUCAGAAAAAAAUUAUAAAUAUUGAUUGGCAGUAGCUAAAAAAGUUAUCGCAAUUACUUGGAAAUCUGAGUUAUAUUUAACUAUGGAUUAUUGGAAUAAUGAAAUAUAUAGUUGUAUUCCACUUGAAAAAAUUACAUAUAAUCUAAGAAAUGAAUAUGAUAUAUUUUUCAAAAUUUGGCUCCCAUACCUACAAAAGAUAGGAUUAAAUAUAUAGGUCCUUUGAAGAUAAAAAUUAUAAUGUAAUUGGGGAAAGUAAGAAUAAAUAUUAAAAUUAUUUUGAACUCCAUGGAGCAUGUGGGUAUCCUCCAAUAUCGAGGCAAUCUUUUUCUUCUUUAUUUCUUUCUUUAGAUAAGGGUUAAGGUGGGGAUGGGGAGGAGGACUAAUAUUAUUUUUCUUUUUCUUACUAAUUUUUCAUUACAUUUAUUCUUUGUAAUUUUCUAAAAAUUUAAUAAAUAAAUAAAAAGAGCAUCUCAGUAAUCCAACAGCCCACUCACCUUUGCUACCCUUUAUGUUAUUUCCUUACGUUUAACACAAUUAUUACGUGCCUUUUCCAGCUCAAACUGUGAAUUGAUUUAAAGUCAGUCCCAUAAUUUAAUAGCUUUUAUUUGAAAACUAUCUACCCUCGCAAAGAUUGUACUGAAGACUGCAUUUGAUUUUUCUUCAGCCUUGUACGCUUCACAUUGAAAUAGUAUGUGUUUCGACGGUUUCAUAAUGACAAAAUGUACACGACACAGAAUGAAGUUUUCCAAUUAGUUACAAGGCAUAAUUAAGCAUAGUGUGGAUAUUUCUGUCAUGUAAAUAUCAUUCCUUCCCUUGUUUUAAGCCCUUCUUCUAUAAACCCAACAGGUUUAUGUAUUCUGGAAAGGUGUCUGUCUUUACGUCCAUUAUCCUACGUCUUGCCAUAAGCCCCUAAUUCUUAACACUACCAACCCUUUAGCUUCUAAUUUGCUAAGUGGAAGGUCUAUAUCCACAGCUUAACAUUUAACAGCUUUUGGUGCUAAACAGUCAACAUCAUCAUUUCCCUCAACAGUGUGAUAUGCAGGCCCCAUAAUGUGCAGACAUAUAAAUCAAACUUUAUAUAUGAAAUACCGUUUGUCAAGUUUCCAACAGUCAAUCUGACCUACUGCCAGAAUGACCUGUUUAAGACUCAUCAAAACUGAAAUGUAUUCUGAGUAAAUUAUAAGGACCAAUUUCCUCCAUCCACUGUAAGCCUAAACUGUUGGCAAAGAAUUCUGCUUUCUAUGCUGAUAAAUGGCUAUAAGUCAUUUCUUUAUCAUUACCUGCUAUUCAGGCACACAAAAACAGCCACACCAACAUCCCCAAUUAAAUUAUCUUUUGAUUCAUCUGUAAAAAUGGUUACUGUAUGAUAAUAACUUUCAUUAAUAUACUGAUGACCAACAGACUCUCAGGCAGAACCGAAUCCGAUCGUGUAAAAAGUAAAAUCACCUGAAGUCAAUGGAAAAAACAAUGUGGGGUUACAGAGAACGCUACAGUGGGACAUACUGUGUCAUCAAAUACACCCAUAUUCGCAGCAUGGUAAGAACCCAGCCACCCAAAACAAAAAACACUCUUCUAGUGAUGUUCCCAACCGUCCUCUAGCACAACUUUAACAGGAUGAUCAUUUCCUUGACCCGCAAAUUAAUCCAGUAUGUUGACAUCAACUUGAACCUCUGUUACUUUGAGGGCAAUUGUCCCAUUGCAAUCAGUAAAGCCAAAGCAGGAGACAACAUUACCGCACCAGAACACAAUUAAAAGUCUGUAAUUGUAUCACAUACAAACACUUUUAAUUUGAAGAUGAAGGUGAUCCACAAGCCACACAGACAUAAUCAUGAACAGAUCAAAUUAAACAAAUAUAAUUGGUCAACAAAGAUUUUCAUGUUGCACCCAAGAAUACCCACAUAGAUGUCUGAGGAGAUUUAAAGCUCCUUUAUAUUUAUCAAUUAUUUUACUGACAGGUGCUUCCCCAUCAGCUUAUUAUUCAUCCACAUACUGAGAAAUCUUACCACUGACACUUCCUCGAGACAUUAAUCCCAUAAGUUAAAAUCAAGUGCAAGUCUAUUAAUGCUGUUUGUAAACCACGUAAUGUGUUUUAACGACUGAAAGCUUACAAUCCUCAUCAAUCUGCCCACUGUUUGAUCUAUUAAUUGUAAAUUGCAGUUAAUACCUCAAAUCCAUAAAGCUAAGUCAUCUGUAUAUUGUGAUUUACCCAGGGAAUCCCAUUUUCCCAUCUCACAGAAAAUAUCAUUAAUCAUAAUAUUAAAUAAUGAAGGGCUACAAAUACUGCCUUGUGGGAUUCCAUUCUCUAUCUCAUAGUCACAAACAUGCCGACCGUUACUUGGACAGUCCAUACAAAAAAAAACUCAGAAAAAAAUACAAUGACCCCCUUACUCCUAAUUUAAUCAAAAGUCCUUUCUUCCAUAUCAUUUCCCUUUUCAGUCUCAAUACUGCUAUUACAACAUCUUUAUUUAAUUGUGCUUUCCGAAUAUCAUCUUCCAAACCUAAAACUGAAUCUAAUGUCAUUUCACACUUCCAAAAUCCACUCUAAUAAAACACUUUAUCACCACUCUUUCCAAAAUAUAACUCAAGCGCUUGAUUACCAUACAUUCCAUAAGUUUACAUAAAUGAGACUUUCACGAUAUAGGCCCUUAACUAGAAGGAUCAAAUGGGGAUCUACCAGGUUUUCAGGCACUACUAUUUCCAUUUUCCAUGAGGAAAGUGGAUACACAAUUCAAAUAUUUAAUAUUUUACAAAUGCAAAUUAUAUACAAUUACAAUUUCAAAUAUCACUCUUUCCUGGAGACACCUGACCUGCAUUAUUAAUAGACUUCUUAAAUUCAUACAAAGAAAUCUCUCCAUCAGUGAUACUAUCAUUGCUGCAGCAGACUUCCAACACAUCAGGGUAUUCACUGAAAAAACAUAUCCCUACAUUGUUUAACUUCUUCACUUAAAUUAUCCUGAUUAUGAAUCUCAUCAAAUGACCCAGCCAGUAACACAACCUUCCCUGUUUCAGUACCAAUCAUUUUGCCCUCAAUAAUCAACACAGGAAUAUUAUGAUCCCCACAAAUCCCCCCAUUUUCUAAAUCAUAUCCCAAACAAUUCCAAGUUUGAUAUCCCUUCCAAUAUUAUCUCCAUAUAACCUCCAGUAAAUCACCUCCUUCCUCACCACGGCCUUGGCCCUUUUAUUGUUAAUAAUGUAACUCGGAGACUGAUGCACCAUCACAUAAAAACUCACAUUUCUCCCAAUUUGCUUCCUGUCCCGUUAUAAAUCCAAAUCCAAACUCAUAAAGACAGGAAGGCUGACUGACGUUCACAUUAACUAAUCACCCUCCGAGUUCCCACUUGGGUGACAGGCACUACAGCCAAUGACAGCAGGGGUCAGUGUUAGUUCUGAGCUACGAUAGGCUGGAGGAAAUCGGCCCAUGACUAGCCCCUCCUCUUCCGCUCCAUCGCCAUGGCGGAGAUCAGCGAGUCGCUUCUGUCGGUGUCGCCGGCCUCGGCGCCCACAAGGACGGGUGUGAUUCCCCUUCGCGCCCCGGUGGGUCUGUUUCGGUGACGUCUGUGGUGGCUGACGAAACAUGCUUUGACAGGGAGCGAGCGAGGAUAAUGACUACAACUCCCAGAAGGCCCCACUGAUGACGUUGUGGUGUUGUUUCGGGCUUUCCCACCACAGAUGUAAGGCUCAAUGGUCUAUAAUUAUCGGGACUAUCCUUACUAUCCUUUUUGAACAAGGGGACAACAUUCGCCUCCCUCCAAUACUCCGGUACAAUUCCCGUGGACAAUGGGGACAUAAUGAUCUUCGCCAGAGGCUCAGCAAUCUAUUUCCUUGCCUCGGAUGCAGAACUGGGAAGCGCAGAUGGAGUUCAACACAGAUGAAGAGGUUCAUUUCUGCAGGUCAAAUUUGAACACAGAAUAUAAUAUUAAUGUGAUCUUACUCCUGACGCCGGUCCCAGGACCCAACCCAUUUACAGACCCGGAGCAUAACGGGAGCAGAUCCUCAGCCACUGGUUUUCAUCCCCAGUCGCAAAGGACAUUACUCCUGACAUUGGUCCCAAGACCCAGCCUGUUUACAGAACCGGAGCGGAACUGGAGCAGAUUCUUUGACACUUGUUUUCAUCGCAAAUCCAGAAGACAGUUUAACGUUUUUUCGUGAAUUUAUUCUGAGUGAAGGUGUGGAGAUGGGAGUUGGUCUCCGCGUUGUAAAAUGAAUCUGUCCCGGACUCGUAACUGAGAUAAAUUCCCACCCUCCCGGGGUUGGGACAGGCAGCGAGUCGGGGUUCAGGGGAGGUGGCAACACUGAACAAAUCAUAAUUCAAGUCCGAUAACCCCUGUCCGAUGACCCAGAUCAGCCAGAUAGUGGCGUCUGUGUCCACAGGACACUCGAAGCUGCUGCGUCGGUUGAGAGUGUUGUUAAGAAGCCGUAUGGCGUACUGGGCUUCAUCAACUGUGGGAUUGAUUUCAAGAGCUGUGAGGUAAUGUUACAGAGGAACAACGCCUUAGUUAGACCACACCUGGAGUACUGUGUCCAAUUCUGGUUACCUCACUACGGGAAGGAUGUGGAUACUAUACAGCGAGUGCAGAGGAGAUUUACAAGGGUGUUGCCUGGAUUAAAGAGCAUGCCUUAUGAAAACAGGCAGAGUGAACUUGGCCUUUACUCCUUGGAGUGCCGGAGGGUGAGGGAUGACCUGAUACACGUGUAUAAAAUGAUAAGAGGCACUGAUCGUGUGGAUUGCCAGAGGCUAUUUCCCAGGGAUGAAAUGGCUAACACGUGGGGGCACAGUUUUAAGGUGCUUGGAAGUAGGUACAGAGGGGGUUUCAGAGGUAAGUGUUUCACACAGAAAGUGGUGGUGCAUGGAAUGCAUGGCGAAGGUGGCAGAGGUGGAUAGAACAGGGCCUUUUAAGAGACUCUUAGUUAGGUACAUGGAGCUUAGAAAAAUAGAGGGCUAUGCGGUAGGGAAGUUCUUGACAGUUUCUAGAGUAUGUGACAUGGUCAGCACAUCAUUGAGGGCCGAAAGGCCUGUAAUGUGGUGUAGAAAUUUUGUUCACUGCCAACGGCGAGAUACCGAACAGUGUUGCAGAGAGACAGUUCUUGGGAUGCAAGUUCACAGCUCGUUGGAUGUGGCGAAACAGGUCGAUUAGGUGGUGAAGGAGGCUUAUAGAAUACCGGCUUUUAUUCGUGAAGCGCUGAGUUCAAAAUCCAGGAGGUUAUAUUGUAAUUUAUAACACUCUGGUCAAACCAUGUCCGGAGUAUUUAUCUGAGGCUUCUGUGGUGCAUAUCUGGACAGUUCGGACGCAACAUCCAUGGUCGACCCUCUCCGACGGAGGCCUCACAAACUCACACUGAGAAAUAUACAAAUAACCAAUGUCCCAGCAUCCGACCCUGCGGUACAGCACUUGUUCCAAAUUUCCCUCAGAACAGAGAUGAGGAGGAAUUUAUUCAGAGUGGGGUGGUGAAUGUGAGGCAUUAAUUGCCCUAAUUCCUGCUGUCGGUAGUUGCCGGCCUCUGCGUCCAGAACGACAGGCGUGGUUCUCCUCCGACAUCACGGUGAAUCUGUUCCAACAGAUGUUUGUGAUGGCUGAGGAAUAGUGUUGACGCAGGGAGCGAGUGAGAAGCUGAGACAUUAGGACUACAACACCCAGUAGGCUCCGCGGCCCCGUAUGUUCGGCAGCUGAAGCUGACUGAAGCUGUAGUUCCUAUGAAAAGAGAGCGUUUGUGACUAUUCUUCAUUGAACAA